Cladocopium goreaui is the source of this 1371-nucleotide messenger RNA. The record is from the annotation of a GenBank genome assembly. Lineage: Eukaryota; Dinophyceae; Suessiales; Symbiodiniaceae.
AUGAUGUGGGGUUUCGUGGAGUUUCAUGAUGUGGGUUUCUUGGAAUUUCAUGAUGUGGGUUUCCUGGAAUUUCAUGACGUGGGCUUCCUGGAUUUUCAUUAUGUGGGUUUCCUGGAAUUUCAUGAUGGGGGUUUCUUGGAAUUUCAUGAUGUGGGUUUCCUGGAAUUUCAUGAUGUGGGUUUCCUGGAAUUUCAUGAUGUGGGUUUCCUGGAAUUUCAUGAUGUGGGUUUCUUGGAAUUUCAUGAUGUGGGUUUCUUGGAAUUUCAUGAUGUGGGUUUCAUGGAAUUUCAUGAUGUGGGUUUCCUGGAAUUUCAUGAUGUGGGUUUCAUGGAAUUUCAUGAUGUGGGUUUCCUGGAAUUUCAUGAUGUGGGUUUCCUGGAAUUUCAUGAUGUGGGCUUCCUGGAUUUUCAUUAUGUGAGUUUCUUGGAAUUUCAUGAUGUGGGUUUCUUGGAAUUUCAUGAUGUGGGUUUCCUGGAAUUUCAUGAUGUGGGUUUCUUGAAAUUUCAUGAUGUGGGUUUCCUGGAAUUUCAUGAUGUGGGCUCCGUGUCUAGCAGUGUCAUUCUGGAAUAUCGUGUGCUGAAUGCAUGGGGUGAAGAGAAGGUCUUUGGGUGCAAACUCCAGUCGCAUCAUCCCCUGCUCCAACUUAUCAAACCCGAAGACACGGUGUCUCUGAAGGAGGCCUUCAACGAGGUGACCUUCAAAGGCUUCGAGCGCGGCCGGACGCUGCACUUGUUGCGUCCGGGAAAUCAACGUGACACGCCGGCACAAUGCUUCCUUCUAUCUGCAGAUCAGGAGAAUCCCAAUGAAUGUAUGAUGGGCAUCCGGAUGCAGGUCACAGCUUCAGAUGAAAACGUCUCGGUGCUAUGGGACGUGGCCAAACCAAAUCCAGUGUUGACCCUAGAAGAUUUAGCUCGCCUGAAGAGCGGCUUGAAGCGCUCGCACCGCCGACCCUCACGGAACCUGCGGAACGUGCACCAGCGUUCGCACCGCUCCAGGUCAUCGGAUCCAAUUGCUUCUUCUCACUCACUCUCCAGCAUUCCUGAGGACCUGCACGGGGAGUUUGAAGAUGACGACGACGCGCGCUCCGUGUCCGACAUGUCCGACCGAGGUUCGGAGGCGGAGAACUCCUUCGCCGACGACAGCGAGAGCCGAUGCUCCAGUUCGGAGCACAGCUCAACGUCCAAUGACGAAGGCAUGUCGGAGGUGGGAGUUUGCAACUCCAGCCCGGCGAGAUCUGCCAGUGAGGACUUUGUCUCUGGCGCACACCAUGAGUGGAGUUCCAAUCCUUUCAACCUCUCCCCAAAGAAGAGUCGGCAUCACGAAGCCUUCUUGCCCGGCUACGGCCCCAAGCAUGGAGGGAUGCCAGCCAGG